Macadamia integrifolia is the source of this 1002-nucleotide messenger RNA. Its product is annotated as putative hydrolase C777.06c. Bases 163 to 735 code for a protein of 190 amino acids. Lineage: Eukaryota; Viridiplantae; Streptophyta; Magnoliopsida; Proteales; Proteaceae. The transcript has 3 exons. The record is from RefSeq and is a predicted model, not a curated record.
CAAAACUAAAUCACAAGAGAAGAGGUACACAGCCUCUGUAUAAAUAAGUGCCACCAGAGAGUAUAAUCUGAGUAUCCAAAAAAUAACCAGUGGUAGAUCAUUGUCUGUUGCAAAAUCUGCAUCUACAAAACCAUUUUUUGGGGGAUCAGAUUAAGGAUCGAAAUGGAGACAAAUUUUACUGAUAAUGAGAGCUGCAGGGAAUCUCAAUCGAAAGAUGAUCGCCAUGGAUCUUCUGCUUUGAUAUUCUUGGGAACUGGUUGUUCGGGCAUGGUCCCACGUGCAAUGUGCUUGAUUCAACCUACUGAUUCUCCUUGCAGUGUUUGCACCCAGGCCCUCACUAUCCCUCCCGAGUGUAACCCUAACUACAGGUGCAAUACAUCACUUCUUAUUGAUUAUUUCAAUGGUGAUCGUGAACACAAGUAUAUAGUAAUUGAUGUUGGGAAGAAUUUUAGAGAGCAAGUAAUUCGGUGGUUUACCUGCCAUAAAAUUCCUCAAGUGGAUUCUAUAAUUUUAACUCAUGAACAUGCUGAUGCAGUUCUUGGCCUGGAUGAUAUACGUGCAGUACAACCUUAUAGUUCUACGAAUGAUAUUGAUCCCACUCCAGUUUACCUCACUCAGUUUUCCAUGGACAGGUACCUGAUGUCCUACUUGGAUGUAGAUGUCAUUUUGUUUUCAUUCAAUUAUUCUAUUCAUUUCCAGUUCACAUUUUGGCAUCCUCACAUAUCUAGAGCAUAGUUGUCAUGGUGAUCCAAGGCAGUAGCCAGGUGCCAAGGUGUGCAGAGAAGAAGAAGAAAGGGGGGAAAAAAAGCAACAGCAACAAGACUACGAAAGAGGAGUAGAAACAGAAACAGAAACAGAAGAAGAAGAAAUUACCAGUGGCUGUCGCCAGAGUCACGGAAGGAUUUGAGGGUUUCAGUAUCAAAUCAGACCCCUUUUGUACCCCUUUUUACUUUUUUUCCCCCUCACAGAUGCAUGAUUCCAUGCAUCUCAUUUUACCAAAAA